Messenger RNA from Daphnia pulex (common water flea), 2600 nucleotides. Its product is annotated as matrix metalloproteinase-2-like. Gene Ontology annotation, molecular function: zinc ion binding; metalloendopeptidase activity. The coding region runs from base 759 to 2297 and encodes 512 amino acids. Gene Ontology annotation, cellular component: extracellular matrix. Lineage: Eukaryota; Metazoa; Arthropoda; Branchiopoda; Diplostraca; Daphniidae. The transcript is spliced from 12 exons. The record is from RefSeq and is a predicted model, not a curated record. Gene Ontology annotation, biological process: collagen catabolic process; extracellular matrix organization; proteolysis.
GGGAUGUUGUUCGGUUCAGUUCUACCGGCUCGGCCCAGUUGGAUCGCAAGUGCCGAUGGGAGCAGCAGCGUUGCCGUCGCCCGACGCUGUGUGGCUUGACAUCGCGACGUCCUUCAACAACAAACAAUAACAAUCAGACGAAACACACACACACACACAUUGGGCCGUUGAACUGUUUUUACUGCUGGAAAUCCGGCUCUUCUUUUCCUCGUGUGUGAUCGUAUGUGUCUCUUUCUCUCUCUAUGUGAAUGUUUAUGUGUAUUCAAGUGCUUCGAAUUCUAAGUCUGUCUCUCAACCUAAACACGAGCUUUUGAAACAUCCGCAGCGUUGGAAGUUUUGUCGGUUAAUUUCAAUGCAUCCGUCCCGGAAGUGUUCUCGCCGGAUGGCGAAAUUUCAAAAGUGAUUGUUUCCCUCCCAAAUAAAGGAAACGAAGGAUAGACCCAUAAAACAUUGAAGGUUGUUUUUUCCCAGACGAAGGGAAAAAAAAAAGAGGAUGAAACGGCCGAGUAGUUUCAAUGGUCUGCUGGUGAUGGCCAGUCUAAUCAUGGCGCAGAUGGGUGUUUCGGUUGAAUCCCAUCCGCUACAGAGGCGGCUCGAUCAUUGGGCUUCACCAAUGACGGAAUCGGAGGAUCACGCUCGUCCCAGUCGAAGCACGCGCGACAUCAACGACAACUUGUUGAUGUUUCUGAUGACUUUCGGGUAUUUGCCGCAGUCGGAUCUGGAAACUGGGAAUUUACGAACGGAGCAUCAGGUCCGUGAUGCCAUCAAAACCUUACAGACGGUCAUUGAGCAGCCAUGAGGAAUCGGAGCCGAGACAUAGGCUGCGACAUCAGGCUUCGAGGACUACACGAAAUAAACGCUAUACUGUCCAAGGUCAGCGCUGGCACUACACCAAUUUGACAUGGAGCUUGCGGAAAGGAGCCAAGUCCAGGGACAUGGAUAGUGGACAGAUCCGCUACCAGGUGCACCGGGCACUCAACCUGUGGCAAGAGGCUUCCCGGCUCACCUUUACCGAAGUUAACCAUGAAGAUGCAGACAUCCGCGUCUCGUUUCAUUCGGGUUUCCACAACGACGGAUAUCCGUUCGAUGGCAAAGGAACGCUGCUGGCGCACGCAUUUUUUCCUGGGACAGGGAUCGGUGGUGAUGCCCAUUUUGAUGAUGAAGAACCUUGGGUUCCAGACGAAGCCACUCAAAAUUCGGAAUUGAGCUUCUUUGCCGUUGCGGCUCACGAAUUUGGGCAUUCGCUAGGACUUUCCCAUUCGUCCGUUCAAGGGGCCAUCAUGUUCCCAUAUUACCAAUCCGUCGAUGGAAGUUUUUCGCUGCAUUCGGACGACAUUACCGGAAUCCAAGCCAUUUACGGCAGUCGAAAUGAAGGUCGGGUUACCAAUCCGGCUUUGAGACCGUCUACGACAACAACUCCCAGUCCAAGGAUAACAGGCAAGCCCGAAAUUCCUACCAAACCAACUCAACCGACCAAAAAACCCGUCCAUCCUCCCAAACCUCAUCCUCGUCCUCCUCAUGGAGGCCGAAAGCCCAGCACAUGCGAUACCACUUACGACGCCAUCUCCAUCAUUCGCCGUGAACUCUUUAUUUUCAAAGAUAGGUAUUUCUGGCGAAUCGGACCCACUGGAUUGGAGGCAAAUUAUCCCGUGGAAAUUGAACGUUUUUGGAGCAAGUUGCCAGUCAAUCUCACUCACAUUGACGCCAUCUAUGAAAAACCGUCUGGUCAGAGAGAAAUGGUCAUUUUCAUCGGGAAACAGUACUGGAUCUAUCCGAAUAAUGAACAAGGACUUGGACCCUAUCCGUUAACAAAUUUGGGUUUACCAACCGAUCUGGAGAAAUUGGACGGAGCCUUAGUUUGGGGACAUAAUGGAAAAACAUACUUUUUCAGUGGGUCAAUGUAUUGGAGGUUUGACGAAGAGACGGGUAAGGUGGAGCUGGACUAUCCUCGGGAUAUGUCCAUGUGGAAAGGAGUACCGUAUAAUAUUGACGCAGUAUUCCAGCACACCAAUGGGAAAACAUAUUUUUUCAAAGGCAAAGUGUUCUGGGAGUUUAAUGACAGACGGAUGCGGGUAGUCAACCCUAUUCCGUCUUUAUCGGCCCCAUAUUGGCUGAGCUGUCCGACCGGUAUGCAAACUUUAGAGGAGGACAUGAACGCAGGACCGGGCGAGGGCCGUUACCAAGUAGUCGAUAUUAUUGCUUCUUCAAAAUCUAUUUCUGCGAGCCCUGCUGCUGGGCUUCAGUGGUGCUUAUUCUCUUGCCUCUUGCUCUGGUGGUUCAUUCAUGAUUCAUGGUAAAACAUAAUAAAGGUUUUAAGUUUUCAAACUGAAUUUUCAUCUGUGAUAAUAGACUGCUUGAAAAUCAGAACCAUCUUUUUGAGUAAACAUGUCAUUGUCCACUGUUUAUUUGCACGUGUACGUUAAUAGCUAAUUCUUAUUUAUUUUUCCUUUUGUUUUUUAAAAUUAAAUUAACCUUCUUAUUCUCAAAACAAUAAAUUGUCUUUUCUUAUUGAAUAACUACAUAAGAACGCCACUCUGCUUGAAUGUACUGUAAAACUACGUCACCUUUUACUGGAAAAUAUAAAAGGGGACUAAUUUAAA